AUGCAUUUGGCUCAGAGUUUUAUCUUGUCGUGCCUGGUAGCGACUAGUCUAGCUCUGCCUAGCAGUGAGGACACCAAGCACCAGGAAAAUAAGGCGCGCAGUGCGGGUUACUCUCUUAAGGAGCCUCCCUUGACAACGCCAUGGACUGACAAAGUCGGAACGAAACCAUGGCCCGAAUAUCCGCGGCCGUUGCUGCAGCGCUCUGAAUGGAAGAAUCUCAAUGGGGUAUGGAAGUACGAAAGUGCUUUGAGCCUCGAUGCUGUUCAGCAGCCACCUUUUGGGAAAGAGCUUGCACAGGAUGUUUUGAUUCCGUCGUGUCUUGAGAGUGGAUUAUCCGGAAUCCAAGCUAAUUCGGCUUUUUACUCUUGGUUUUCAACCUCAUUCGAGGUAUCUUCUUCUUGGAAGGGUGAGCAGGUACUGCUCAAUUUUGGAGCUGUAGAUUACGAAGCCACAGUCUUUGUCAAUGGUAAAAAGGCCGGCUUCCACCGUGGUGGAUAUUUCCGCUUCGAGUUAGAUGUAACGAAGUACCUGAAGUUUGGUCAGCAGAAUGAGCUACUUGUUUUCGUGCAUGAUCCUACUGACGACGGUGAUUAUGUUAUCCCCAUUGGAAAACAGACGUUGAGACCAAGUCACAUCUUUUAUACCCCAUGUAGUGGUAUUUGGCAAACUGUUUGGCUCGAGGCUGCCCCAUCUAAUCACAUUACCCAACUCGAUAUUGAUGCAAACAUGUAUGGUCAAGUCAACAUCACUGUACACAGCUCCGCCAAGGAAAAAUCUGCCCAGGCCGAGGUCACUGUCCACCAAGAUGGUAAGACAGUUGCAAGCCACAAAGGCCCCACCAACAAGCCAUUCCAAUUUACCGUAUCAUCGCCCAAGCUCUGGUCCCCAGACUCGCCUAAUCUGUACAAUGUGACUGUUAAACUUGGCAAAGACCAGGUGGAGAGCUAUACUGGCUUCCGUACAAUCUCUAGGGGUAAGGUUGGCGGAAUUGAGCGGCCCUUGCUCAAUGGGGAAUUUAUUUUUAUGUUCGGAACCUUGGACCAGGGCUAUUGGCCCGACGGGUUAUACACGCCCCCCAGCAAAGAGGCAAUGGUAUACGACUUGGAGAUGCUAAAGAACUUGGGAUUCAACAUGGUCCGCAAGCAUAUCAAAGUCGAAACCGAUCUGUUUUAUCAAGCGUGCGAUGAACUCGGUCUGCUUGUCAUUCAGGAUAUGCCUUCCCUGCGCCCCUCACAAUCCAAAAGGCUGGAAAACUGCGACUCCGUUACUAUCCUACCGAACGAAGCGCAGCAGGCCGAGUUCGCUCGCCAGUUAGAUGUAUUGAUUAACCAGCUCAAAAGCUUCCCUAGUAUUGCAACUUGGGUCAUUUACAACGAAGCCUGGGGUCAAAUCACCGACUACUAUCCAGAGUUUGAGUUGACCGAGCGGGUGAGACAGCUGGACCCCACUCGGCUUGUGGACUCAACGACCGGAUGGGACGACCACGGCGCAGGAGAUUUUAGUGAUAACCAUCACUACGCAAACCCACAAUGCGGCACCCCAUUCUACUCCAGAAGCUCGAGCCCAUACGAUUCCACCCGGAUUGGGUUCCAGGGUGAGUUUGGCGGUAUCGGGACUAAUGUAUCCAUUGAGCAUCUCUGGAACAACCAGGCAGCUAUCAACACUAUCGACCAAACAUACGAAAUCGACACCACUAUCGAGGCAUGGAACUAUCGCAGCCACCUUCUCCUAAGCGAGCUCGAGGAUCAGGUCCGCUUGUACGCAUGUAGUGGGGGGGUCUGGACGCAGACGACCGAUGUGGAGGGCGAGGUUAAUGGCCUGAUUACCUACGACCGUCGCUUGGCAAGAGUCGAUGUGAAGCAGUGGCAGGCAGAUAUUAAGGGUCUGUACGAUGCUGCGGCCGGACGAAGCAACUCGACCGUGGAAAGCUCAUAA
Molecule: messenger RNA, 1935 nt
Organism: Penicillium vulpinum
Lineage: Eukaryota; Fungi; Ascomycota; Eurotiomycetes; Eurotiales; Aspergillaceae
Product: putative hydrolase
Exons: 7
Coding region: 1-1935 (644 amino acids)
Biological process (GO): carbohydrate metabolic process
Molecular function (GO): hydrolase activity, hydrolyzing O-glycosyl compounds
Source: RefSeq, a predicted model, not a curated record